Poecile atricapillus (Black-capped chickadee) is the source of this 1209-nucleotide messenger RNA. Its product is annotated as serine/threonine-protein kinase pim-1-like. Gene Ontology annotation, molecular function: protein serine/threonine kinase activity; ATP binding. Lineage: Eukaryota; Metazoa; Chordata; Aves; Passeriformes; Paridae. Gene Ontology annotation, cellular component: cytoplasm. Bases 1 to 1131 code for a protein of 376 amino acids. Gene Ontology annotation, biological process: protein autophosphorylation. The transcript has 8 exons. The record is from RefSeq and is a predicted model, not a curated record.
AUGGGCCCAGGCUCCGUCGUUGUUCGGGGAUGCCCCGAGUGCAGCAAACGGGAGAGUUCCCGGCUCGCAGAGGCCCCACUCCGAGGGAGGUGGCUGGCCCAGGAGAGCUGCAAGGGGCUCCUUUUGGAGCGCUGUUUUUCCCCUCUCCCCUUGCCCGCCCGGGACAUGCCCCCAGCCCGCCCCUGGCCCCGGCCCUGGCCCCGGCCCCGGCCGCGGCGCCGGCGCCGGCCCCGGGCGUCCCGCCUCUCUCUCGCCUUAGCCCGGCUCCGGCCGAGCUGGCGCUGGCGCUUCUGGGCGGGCCUCAGUGCCUGGGGCUGGGGCGGGAAUGCGCACAAGGGCCCGAAGGAGCGGUACCGAGUGGGUUCGUUGCUGGGGCGUGGCGGAUUCGGCAGCGUCUUCGCAGCCACGAGGCUCUCGGACGGUGCCCCGGUGGCCAUCAAAAAGGUGCCGCGGGAUCGCAUCCGGCGCUGGGGCGAGCUGCCCGACGGUACACGUGCGCCCCUGGAGAUUGUGCUGAUGGACAGGGUGUCCUCUGGGUGUGCUGCAGUGAUUCAGCUCCUGGAGUGGCUUGAGCUGCCCGACAGCUUCUUGUUGGUGCUGGAGCGUCCGCAGCGGUGCCAGGACCUCUCGCAUUUGCUGGCAGAGCGGAGGUUCCUGCCGGAGGAGGAGGCGCGGGGGCUGUUUUGCCAGGUGCUGGAGGCCGUGCAGCACUGCACCAGCUGCGGGGUCCUGCACAGGGACAUCAAGCCCGAAAACAUCCUGCUGGACCUGGCCACGGGGCAAGUGAAAGUGAUUGACUUUGGCUGUGGCACCUUCCUCCAAGACACAGCCUACACCCGAUUUGCAGGAACCCUGUCCUACAGCCCACCAGAGUGGUUCUACCAGCGAUGCUACCACGGCCAGGCAGCAACCAUCUGGUCCCUGGGGCUCCUGCUGUACCAGCUGGUGACAGGGAAGCACCCAUUCAGGAAGGGCCAGCAGAUCGUCUGGGGGCAGAUCAUCUUCCCACGACGGCUCUCCCAAGAGUGCCAAGAUGUAAUUAAGAGAUGUUUGUCCAUGCAACCCUUGGACAGGCCAUCCUUAGAAGAUCUCUUCCAAGAUCCUUGGAUUCAGGGUGUUCAUCUGCCCUAGAAGAUGGGAGAGAUCCAUGUGCACAGUUGGAUCCAGGGGCCUGGCAGGGAAGGAGAAGGAGCCCCUGGAGAAGCUGUA